Messenger RNA from Phialemonium atrogriseum, 1173 nucleotides. RefSeq lists its product as uncharacterized. The transcript has 2 exons. The record is from RefSeq and is a predicted model, not a curated record. Lineage: Eukaryota; Fungi; Ascomycota; Sordariomycetes; Cephalothecales; Cephalothecaceae. The coding region runs from base 210 to 857 and encodes 215 amino acids.
UAAAACCUGACCGGGAGUAUCCGUACCCGCUCUUCCGGGAUUGGAGAAGACGGGAUGGAGAAGCUUCCAUUGGCGACGGAUUGCAGAGUGUUGACGUCUUUGAUGUCUUGAUGGGGAAAACAUGAUUCUGUAAGACACUAGCUGCCUCUAAAAGGUCGACGCCAGUACAGCUGCAGUCUCGAGUCGACAGUGAUAGGCCUCCUUCAUCCAUGGAUAUUCUGGCACCAUUGUUUAAUAGCUUCACCGGUCAAAUUUCCUUCACAUUACCAGGCGGUGCACGUCCGUCCGUAUAUGGUACGUACAGGGCUUCUCGAACGGAACGCCUUUGGAACGGAUCCGUAGAAUGGGUACACUUUGUGUACAUACAAGGUCCUUUAUCCAUGUCGUUGGGCCCAAGUGCCUCCGAAAGUCCCACAGAGAACCGAUUAAGAGUACCCAGGGUUACAUGUUACCCCUUGCAGCCAGAUGUCGUUUCAGGGCGUAGCGAGGUAGACUUGUGUACUCCCAAAAACGGCGGAGGUAUCUCUCCGGGAGGGCCUCAUCUUCACGAGGCGAGACAGGUUAAUCACGAGUGCCAAAUUAUUCGGGCUGUUAUUUUUCGGUCCACUCAGCAAACCCUAUCCGUGCGGCCUGAGGUCACUGAGAUGACGAUAUUUUUGACGGCAUUCACUACUGCUUACCUGGUAUUAUUGAAUGUCAGGCGGGGAACUGAGCGAAAGACAAGUACCCGUCUGGGGAGGAUCAAGGAAGGAAAACGUCAAAAGGCCUUUCUUACCGUGACAGGUUGUUGUCCCCUUUUCAGGGCUGAUAGCGGAUAUUACAGCUCGAUCAUCCCCCCCAACGAAACACCUAAUUAGCUGUGGCCCUAGUGGUCCACAAGCAAGGCAGCCCCCACCCACCACCAACAAAACCCCAAAACGGGUCACCCCGGUUUCCGCCACCACUCAAACCGACCACCACUCCCACUUCACCACGUCGUCAGAAUCCUCCCGCGCGGGCUGGCCCUUCCUCCCUCCUCAUACAACCAAAGGGGGAAGAAAAUAGCGAGAGAAAACGAAGAAAAAUCUGAAGAGCCCGUCAAUACCUACCUAAUUGCACGCCCGAUAGAUUCGCGCCAUUCUCGCUCGACAACUCCCGCAUUCCUCGCUUUUCCUCAACCUGUCAUACUGUGUC